Nymphalis io (European peacock) is the source of this 1665-nucleotide messenger RNA. RefSeq names its product KRR1 small subunit processome component homolog (gene dbe). The record is from RefSeq and is a predicted model, not a curated record. Gene Ontology annotation, cellular component: small-subunit processome; nucleolus. Bases 113 to 1144 code for a protein of 343 amino acids. Lineage: Eukaryota; Metazoa; Arthropoda; Insecta; Lepidoptera; Nymphalidae. The transcript has 2 exons. Gene Ontology annotation, molecular function: RNA binding.
UCAAGUGUCAUCAAUGGCAAUUGCGUUGUCAACUUUAAAAAGCUAAAUAUUCUAUAAUAACCUAUUAAAUGUAAUUAUUGCUUUCACUUUACAAACAAACGUUAAAGUUAUAAUGGAAGUUGAAGAAAAUGAAAGCGAAAUUAACGGUCCUAUUGAAAAUGCUUGGGCUAUGAAAAUUCCUAAAUUUACACCUGACGAUAAUCCACAUGGUCUUAUUGAAGAAAGUAAAUUUGCCACUUUAUUUCCAAAGUAUCGAGAGCAAUAUCUAAAGGAGUGUUGGCCACUAGUCCAAAAAGUUUUGAAAGAUCAUCAUAUUAUAGCCGAUUUAGACCUCAUCGAAGGAAGCUUAACAGUAAAAACAACAAGAAAAACUUGGGAUCCUUACAUCAUAAUAAAAGCGAGGGACUUUAUGAAACUGCUUUCGCGGAGCGUUCCUUUUGAACAAGCAGUGAGAGUAUUAGAGGACGAAAUAGGUUGUGACAUUAUAAAAAUUAAUUCAUAUGUAACAAAAAAGGAAACUUUUUUAAAACGCAGGCAAAGAUUGAUUGGCCCAAAUGGCGUGACACUUAAAUCCAUUGAAUUACUGACAGAAUGUUAUGUUCUUGUUCAGGGUAACACUGUUUCUGCUGUUGGACCAUACAAAGGUUUGGUACAAGUUAGACGAAUAGUAGAAGAUACCAUGAAAAAUAUACAUCCUAUGUAUAAUAUAAAAAGUCUUAUGAUUAAAAGGGAAUUGCUGAAAGAUCCAAGACUGAAAAAUGAAAGCUGGGAACGUUUUUUACCCAAAUUCAAAAGUAAAAAUGUUCCAAGAAAACAACCUAAAAAUAAAAUUAAAAAGAAGCCAUAUACACCAUUCCCACCACCUCAACCUGAAAGCAAGAUUGAUAAAGAACUUGCAACUGGUGAAUAUUUCCUUAAAGAUGAACAGAAAAGAGCUAAACAUCGUUAUGAGAAAGAAGAAAAGCAGAUGCAAGCUAAGAAGGCUAAAGAAGAAGAAAGGAAAAAAGGUUUUAUACCUCCAGAAGAAAACAAAAUUAAACAAAAUACUGUGGAUGAAUCUACAAUUGACAUAAAAAAGUUCAAAGCAAAAAUGAAAAAAGUGCACAAACAGAACAAAUCCCUAACUACUAACAAACAAGAAUAAAAUUUACUAUUAAACGGCAUGUGGACGAACCAAUGGGACACUUGAUGUUAAGUGCUCACCACUGCCCAUAGACAUUGGCGAUGUAAGAAAUAAUAACCAUUUCUUACUUGGCCAAUGCACCACCAACCUGCGGAACCGAGGUGUUAUGCUCCUUGCACCCUUCAAACUGGAACAUAAAAAUGCUAAGUAUUGCUGCUUAAGGGCAGAAUAUCUGAUAAGUGGGUGGUUCCCACCUCGACAGGCCUGCACACAGCCUUACCACCAGGUACAUUCGCGUAAUGUCGUACAUUGCAUAUUCACAUUGGAAAAAAAAAGCAGAUAAAAGUAUACUUGAAUAUUUGUUGAAUUGAAUUCCAUUAAAAGUUUUAUAAAACAUUAUAUAAUUACAUACUACUUGUACUUAUUAUUUCAGGUUAAAAAAGAUCGAACAAUACUACAAUACAAAGAAAUAUUACGAUAUAUGUAAAAAAUAAUAUUAAUGAUAAUUAAUUAUCAUUAAAUAAUUAAUAAAUUAGUAAGUG